Messenger RNA from Schizosaccharomyces japonicus yFS275, 519 nucleotides. RefSeq lists its product as hypothetical. The record is from RefSeq and is a predicted model, not a curated record. The transcript has a single exon. Bases 1 to 519 code for a protein of 172 amino acids. NCBI's taxonomy places the organism in Eukaryota, Fungi, Ascomycota, Schizosaccharomycetes, Schizosaccharomycetales, Schizosaccharomycetaceae.
AUGAGAAUUGUUUCGCUCGCUGCCGGUCUUAUUGGCUUGUGCACUUUUUUGACGAAUGUCUUCGCGCUUCCCAGUGCCAAGCGUGCUGAAACUACUAACAAUGCUGCUUCGAGCACUUUAGAGGACUACCGCGUCCUUCCCGAUGUCGUUUUCAUUCCCGAUCCUUCCUAUGGAAUGUCGAUCACUUGGUAUGCCAAUGACAAUUUUGGUGUCGGCAUUGCAUCCAAUGGUACUCUUAUCCCUGCUGGCACUUGCAACGGUGAAAUUAUGCCUGACAUCUCUUGCUGCUAUGGUAUUUGCCGAGGCCUCGUCCGUCGUGAUCUUUCUGGUGAUUCAGAGAAACCAUCCAUUCCCGUUACGGUUAACAUUCCUAAAGUUCCCGGCGUUGAAGCUCUGACCAUUCAUCCCGACACUACUUAUGACAUUAAGGUCUCCAACAGCAGCUCCUCACAGAGCUGUAACGGUGUCAACAUUCUGUCUUGCUGUUCUAGCUUAUGCUGUAAUUGCAUUAUCAUUUAG